Molecule: messenger RNA, 2289 nt
Organism: Melampsora larici-populina 98AG31
Lineage: Eukaryota; Fungi; Basidiomycota; Pucciniomycetes; Pucciniales; Melampsoraceae
Exons: 13
Coding region: 1-2289 (762 amino acids)
Biological process (GO): regulation of actin cytoskeleton organization; regulation of GTPase activity
Cellular component (GO): cell cortex
Molecular function (GO): GTPase activator activity; protein binding
Source: RefSeq, a predicted model, not a curated record
AUGCUCAGAAAUGGAAAUCGAUACUCGGUCACCCAGCUUUACUCGAUGGCGGCCGAAAAUGAUACCGAGAUCGAGGAUGAAUUGGCUCGAGCUCAAAAGACACUACGAGACUUAAAAGCCAGAAUCUCAUCUCAAUCCAAAAAGAACUUUGUUUUGGAAAGAGAUGUCAGGUAUCUUGAUUCACGGAUCGCAUUGCUCAUUCAAAAUCGAAUGGCCUUGGAUGAGAGGGAAGAAGUUCGGGAGCAUCUCGAAGAAGCAGACGAAAGUGAAGGACUUUAUCUAGAUGACAGACGGACUCAACAAUACGCGAAUCUAUUCUUCUUACUUCAAAGCGAACCAAGACAUAUCGCCGCCUUAUGUAGAUUAGUUUCCAUGGGCGAAAUUGAUACUCUCCUUCAAACUGUGAUGUUCACGCUUUAUGGUAAUCAGUACGAGAAUCGAGAAGAACACUUGCUGUUAACCAUGUUUCAGUCAGUUUUGUCUGCUCAAUUUGAGAUGGCAACCGAUUUUGGAUCACUACUCCGAGCCAAUACGCCGGUAUCGAGAAUGAUGACGACUUAUACUCGGCGAGGUCCUGGUCAGAGUUAUCUCAAGAGUGUCUUGGCCGAGCGUAUCAAUAGUCUGAUUGAACAUAAAGAGUUGAACCUGGAAAUCAAUCCACUCAAGGUGUACGAUCAGAUGCUUCAACAAAUUGAAGAAGAAACUGGUUCUCUACCCGUUGACCUUCCCCGUGGCAUAUCGCCUGAAAUCGCUGCUGCCAACAUAGACGUCCAGAACAUCAUUGCACCCCGUCUGGCCAUGUUGAUGGAAAUCGCAAACAGCUUCUUGAUGACCAUCAUCGAAAGCUUGAACAGCGUGCCGUAUGGGAUUCGUUGGAUAUGUAAACAAAUUCGUAGUCUUACCAAGCGUAAAUAUCCCGAAGCGACGGACAUUGCGAUCUGUUCAUUGAUCGGCGGAUUUUUUUUCUUGAGGUUUAUCAAUCCCGCAGUUGUGACGCCUCAAGCUUACAUGCUUAUCGAUAAUUUACCUACGACUGCCAAACACCCACGACGGACAUUGACUUUGAUAGCAAAAAUGUUGCAGAACUUGGCAAACAAACCAUCAUAUUCAAAGGAAGCAUAUAUGAUGAGCUUGAAUCCGUUUGUAGAAAACAACAAGACUCGUAUCAACUUAUUUUUGAAUGCGCUCUGCGAUGUGAAGGAUUUCUACGAAUCACUGGAGAUGGAUCAAUACAUGGCGCUUUCCAAAAAAGAUUUACAGAUCAACAUCACGCUCAAUGAGCUAUACAAUACCCAUUCUCUUCUCGUUCAACAUCUGGAUCACCUAGCUCGAAAUGAAAGACAACAUCUGCGGAUACUGUUGGAUGAAUUGGGGCCGGCCCCUGGACAAGUACCUAGAAAAGAAAACCGAGCCAUUGAACUUCCACUUUACAGUCGAUGGGAAAUGCCGAUUCAGGAUAUCACGACUGCUUUGAUGGCUGAAAACAAUUUAACACAAAAUGAUAUCCUUUAUAUGGAAACCAAAUCGAUCUUUGUACAGCUGAUUCGAUCGAUUCCUACCUUAACCGAUAAACGGCCCAUGAAUCUGGCACAUAUUGCCGAAAGAGCGGCUACAGCUAAAGACGCGGUAUUGGUUCGAAAAGGAUUGAAGGUGAAGGAAAUGUUACGAGAAUUAGAAGAGAUCCAAUCGUUGGGAGACCGAAAAGAUGGACAUAAACUCUUAAUGGAUGAAAUUGCAGCUGAAUUGACUCAUCUAGGUAAUAUGCGAGAGAAGGUCCUUUUAGAGACUCGAUCACUUGAAGCUGUAUUCAAGACGAUAGGGGAUCAUAAUGCAUACCUACGAUCACAACUCGAACAGUAUAAAGCAUAUCUACAGAAUGUUCGAAUGACAUCCGCCGGCAAUCAGAAAGGUAGUAAGACGGUAGGUGGUGGUGUUGGGGUUGUAUCGGUUGAUGGUAAAGAAAGGAAACAAAGUAAAUCGUUAGGAUUAGGACCCUUUAAGUUUAGUCAUGGUCAAUUUGAGAAAGAUGGGGUGAUCACAGAGAGUAAUGUACCAGAGAAUAGGAGGGCAAAUAUCUUUUUUCAAAUCGUAUCACCUUCACCUGGGACUUUUAUCAUUGGUUUACAUUAUAAAGGAAGAGAGAAGGCGAUUUUGGAGAUGGAUUUGAAAAUUGAUGAUUUGUUGGAAAAACAAAAGGAAAAUGUAGUUAGUUUAGAUUUAGAGUAUGUUCAAUUAUCGGUAGUAAAGACUCUGGCAUUGUUGAACAAGACUUUCACACGUCGUAAGUGA